AUGCCGUACAAGCAGGAGAGGAAAAUGAGUCCAAAAAUUACUUAUGCGAUAGACUACAAGGGACAACCAGUUGACAAGACGAGAACUGGAGGAUGGUUGUCUGCUGCUUUAAUCCUAGUUAUUGAGGCAUGCGAGAGGUUCACAACAAUGAGCAUUUCUGGCAAUCUCAUCACUUAUUUGACGGGGACAUUGUAUCUUCCUAGUUCAACUGCGGCCAAUAUCGUAUCAAACUUUGGUGGCUCAGCAUUUCUGUUGUGUUUGUUUGGUGGUUUCGUGGCGGAUAGUUUCUUAGGCCGGUAUUGGACAAUUGUCAUUGCUGCACUGAUCAUGGCACUCGGUUCUGCCCUUUUAUCAGUGGCAUGUGCAAUGCCAGGACUACGCCCACCCCCAUGCAACGUUAACAAUGGUACAUGUAUAGAAGCCAAUGGAUUCCAAGUUGGAAUUAUAAAUGUUGCUCUAUACGCGAUCGCAUUGGGAGAAGGAGGAGUUAAAGCAAAUGUAUCAGGAUUUGGAACUGAUCAAUUCGAUGAAAAGGAUAAGAAGGAAAAAUCUACGAUGGAUUAUUUUUUCCAUAGAUUCUAUUUUGUUAUCAGCCUUGGAACUUUACUUGGUGCAUCAGUGGCAAUCUAUGUACAAGACAAUGUCAGCCGAAGCUGGGGAUACGGCCUUUGCUGUUUCGCAUUCUUUUUUGGAACAAUUUUUUAUUUGUUACGGACUAGAAGAUACAGGUACAAAAAAUGUGUGGGAAGCCCCAUUGUUCAGGUUCUCACUGUUUUGGUUGCUGCUAUACGGAAGAGGAAACACAAAUGUCCUAACAACGUUGAUACCUUAUAUGAUGAUACUACUGAGAUUGCUCCAAGAAUCCAUCACACAGACCAACUUCGUUGGUUGGACAAGGCUGCAAUCAUUGACGAAGAUGACUAUGGGACUAAUGGUUCGGUGAUUAGAAACCGUUGGAAGCUAUGUACUGUCACAAAGAUAGAGGAGGUGAAAAUGGUGGUUAGACUAAUGCCAAUAUGGGCCUCCACAAUCUAUUUCUGGUGUAUUCAUACACAGGUGCUCACUUUUUCUGUGGAGCAAGCUGCAACAAUGGAUAGUAAAAUUGGGAACUUUCAAAUCCCAGCAGGCUCUUUCAGUACCUUCUAUAUUUUGGGUAUAUUGAUUGGUUCUGCUUUCUACGACCGGGUAAUCAUUCCCUUGAUGAAGAGGUGGAAAGGGAAACAUGGUUUCACCAACUUACAAAGAAUAGCCAUUGGUAUGGUCUUUUCAAUUGCGGCUAUGGCAGUUGCUUCAAUAGUGGAGACAAGACGGCUAUCCGUGGUUAGAAUUGUGGGUGGCAAUGUCAAAACUUUGCCUCUCAAAUUCUAUAUUUUGAUCCCGCAAUACUUCCUUGUUGGCUUGGGAGAAGCAUUCACGUAUAGCGGUCAACUUGACUUCUUCAUAACAAGAUCUCCAAAAGGGAUGAAGUCGAUGAGCACUGGGCUUUUCCUUUCGACUAUUGGACUUGGGUUUUUUUUCAGUUCCUUCUUGGUGUCCAUUAUCAACAAGGUGACGGGAACCCAAGUUGGUAGUGGAUGGCUAACCAGUAAUAUAAAUUAUGGGAAACUAUACUAUUACUACGCUCUUCUGGCUUUGAUAAGCUUCAUAAACUUGAUAUUCUAUCUUCUUUGUGCUAUAUGGUAUGUAAGGACAAUGAAAGAUGUCGCACAAAUAGAGAGCAUCGUUACAAGUUCUGAAGAGGAGGAGAAACAAGCCAUGCCCAUGCAGAUGAAGGGAACCCUUACAGCUUCUGCAGAGGAAGAUUGUGAAUGA
This is a messenger RNA of Telopea speciosissima, 1812 nucleotides long. Its product is annotated as protein NRT1/ PTR FAMILY 6.2-like. The record is from RefSeq and is a predicted model, not a curated record. Gene Ontology annotation, cellular component: membrane. The transcript has 6 exons. Gene Ontology annotation, molecular function: transmembrane transporter activity. The coding region runs from base 1 to 1812 and encodes 603 amino acids. Gene Ontology annotation, biological process: oligopeptide transport; transmembrane transport. Lineage: Eukaryota; Viridiplantae; Streptophyta; Magnoliopsida; Proteales; Proteaceae.